GACGACGACAUCCAUAAAUUCUUGGUUGAAAGACUGCCAGGCGCAUCUCUCUCCGUCUCACCGUCCGUGGCUACACAACCCACCACUACCACUACCACCACCGUCAAUAUGAGCAUCUGGGACACGCUCACGGGCCGCAAGUCGACGCCCCCACCAGCCUCGCAGUCCCCGCAGGCGACCGAGUUCGCGCCGCAAGAUAGCUUCACCGCGCAGCCCUUCGACCCCAGCACCGCCAUCCAGACACCCGCCGAGUUCAUCUACGACCCGCAACAACUGCACCCGCUCGCCGGCCUCAACCAAGACACGCUCGACUACCUGUCCCUCGAAGACGCCGGCCCGGGCCUACCAGGCGCCCAGUCCGCCCUCCCCUCCCGCGGCUGGUCAGACGACCUGUGCUACGGCACCGGCGUGUCGUACCUCUCCGCCCUGACCAUCGGCGGCGCAUGGGGCCUCGCAGAGGGCCUGCAGAAGAACCCGCCCACCAUGGCCCCGCGGCUGCGCAUCAACGGCGUCCUGAAUGCCGUGACGCGGCGGGGCCCGUUUCUGGGCAACAGCGCGGGUGUCGUGGCUAUGGUGUAUAAUGGCGUCAACAGCACGAUUGGGUUCUACCGCGGGAAGCACGAUAUGACGAAUAGCGUGCUGGCGGGCGCUAUUGCGGGUGCUAUCUUCAAGAGCACGAGGGGGACUCGCCAGAUGGCUAUUAGCUCGGGGGUGUGUGCGGGUGUUGCGGGAGGGUGGGCGAUUACACGGAAGGUCUUCUUCGAGCCUGAUUCAGCGUUGUAAUCCCAUAUCAUAUUACUUAUGCGAAAAAACUCCACCAAACCUAACAACGACGACGAUGACGACGACGACGACCCACGCGAGACAUCUUGCAUCGACGAAACGCGUUCCUUUCUCACCACUCUCCACCACGGAUAGGGGGACUACCUACACCCCCCUAUUCCAUUGUACAAUAUUUGGCUUUCCCCCCAGGACAGAAGAAGGAGAUGGAGGGGGAAGCCUACACACCAUGACGAAAGAAAGAAAGCUUAGAGCGGGGGGCGUUAUGGACCAUGGACUCCAGUGAGCGUUUGGCGCUGGUUGCAUGUGUAUAUGCGGAUGUUUGAAUGCAUGUGUAUAUGUGUGUAUUGUGUAGAUAAAGUGUGUAACUGUAACUAACCAACCUACGUACGGAUGUGGAAGCGAUGGAGCGAUAAUGAAAUCAAUAACUUUCAUGCAUUA
Messenger RNA from Dothidotthia symphoricarpi CBS 119687, 1221 nucleotides. Its product is annotated as Tim17-domain-containing protein. The record is from RefSeq and is a predicted model, not a curated record. Gene Ontology annotation, biological process: protein import into mitochondrial matrix. The coding region runs from base 109 to 783 and encodes 224 amino acids. Lineage: Eukaryota; Fungi; Ascomycota; Dothideomycetes; Pleosporales; Dothidotthiaceae. Gene Ontology annotation, cellular component: mitochondrial inner membrane; TIM23 mitochondrial import inner membrane translocase complex. Gene Ontology annotation, molecular function: transmembrane protein transporter activity. The transcript is spliced from 3 exons.